This is a messenger RNA of Phlebotomus papatasi, 3648 nucleotides long. It is a transcript of the gene S6kII, whose product is annotated as ribosomal protein S6 kinase 2 beta. The transcript is spliced from 7 exons. Gene Ontology annotation, molecular function: ATP binding; magnesium ion binding; ribosomal protein S6 kinase activity. The record is from RefSeq and is a predicted model, not a curated record. Lineage: Eukaryota; Metazoa; Arthropoda; Insecta; Diptera; Psychodidae. Gene Ontology annotation, biological process: protein phosphorylation; intracellular signal transduction. Bases 366 to 2711 code for a protein of 781 amino acids.
UAGAAUUAUGUGAAAUCAUAUACGGGAAUUAAAAGCACAGUUAUGUGUGGCUGUUAUGUAAAAGUACUUAUAAGAGACGAGGAGUGACGGUGGGAAUGGGUGCGCUAACGAUGUGGCAUGGGUGAAGAAAGGGAAAGAGACCCAAUGGUUGUUGUUAUGGCUCAGUCAGUGUUGAGGAAUCUAGUGUAGAGAGAGGGCGGAAAUACUCACUUGGUGGCAAACAGAAAACAAUUAUUUGUGAUACGGUGAAGAAGAAAGUGUGACGAAUCUUUGAGACGCUCGGGAGAUUCUUUACUUCCGACGGUGCUUGGUAUGAACAUCUCCCCUUCGGGGAGAUACUCAACGGGCGAAUAAAUGUAUAGCGGAUGGGCAGACGGAACAAGAAAAUGAUGACGAAUGAAGAGAAUUUUUCCUCCUUCACUCUGUCCAUUGAGGAUCUGAAUGGGGUGGUGUCUCAAGAGGAUGUAGAAAUGGUGGUCGAUGAUGCUUUCGAUCCCCUUCCACAUGAGGAGAGUCACUAUGUGGCAAGUGAGGACAUUCAAAUGAAGGAGCGAGAAAUUGAAUUGAAGGACGUAGUGAAGGAGGGUCAUGAGAAGGCCGAUCCAUCGCAAUUUGAACUAUUGAGGGUUCUGGGUGAGGGAUCUUUUGGCAAAGUGUUCCUAGUGCGUAAAAUUGUCGGUAAAGAUGCUGGAACUCUGUAUGCCAUGAAAGUGUUAAAGAAGGCUACACUGAAAGUGAAGGAUCGUGUUAGGAGCACCAAUGAGAGAAAUAUUUUGGCUGAUGUUGGACAUGCUUUCAUUGUUAAAUUGCACUAUGCCUUCCAAACACCUGGAAAAUUGUACUUGAUAUUGGAUUUUCUACGUGGUGGCGAUUUAUUUACUAGACUCAGCAAAGAAGUAAUGUUCACGGAGGAGGAUGUAAAAUUCUACCUUGCCGAAUUGGCUCUGGCACUUAAUCAUUUACAUAGUAUUGGGAUUAUUUAUAGAGAUCUUAAGCCAGAAAAUAUUCUUUUAGAUCAAGAUGGCCAUAUCGCCUUAACGGAUUUCGGAUUGUCAAAACAGCCAUUGGAUGGGUCGAAGACGUACAGCUUCUGUGGCACUGUGGAGUACAUGGCACCAGAGGUGGUGAAUAGGAAGGGUCAUCAUUUUGCUGCUGACUGGUGGUCAUUUGGUGUGCUUAUGUAUGAGAUGUUGACGGGAAAUCUUCCAUUUCAUGGUGCUACACGACAAGAGACAAUGAAUCAGAUUCUCAAGACGAAACUCGGAAUGCCGGAUAAUCUGAGUCCGGAGGCACAGUCACUGCUACGAAUGUUGUUUAAGCGUAAUCCGCAAAAUCGUCUUGGAGCUGGACCAGGUGGCAUUGAGGAUAUCAAGAAGCAUGAAUUUUUCGCUACAAUCGACUGGGAUGCAUUGGUGACGAAACAGGUUCGGCCGCCCUUCAUUCCGGCUGUUUCGCGCGAUGAUGCCUUCUACUUCGACACAGAAUACACAAGUAAGUCACCGAGGGAUUCACCUGGGGGUCCUGUUAGUGCGAGUGCCCAUGAAAUCUUCCGAGGAUUUAGUUUUGUAGCACCGGGUCUACUGGAUGAUGCCGGAAUGCCACUGUCAAAUGGUAGUGCUGGCGCUGUAGCGGCUAUGCAGCCAAAACUUCCAUUUUCCAAUGAGAUUCCGGGUGUGAAGCCAGGAGCCUUCUGUGAUGAGUACAAUAUGAUGCAGGAAUUGGGACGUGGUACAUUUUCUGUGUGUCGACUGUGUGAGCAUAAGCAGACACGGAAGCAGUAUGCAGCGAAGAUAAUCAGCAAGUCUGGUCAUGAUUGUCGGGAAGAGGUGGAAAUUCUUCUGCGAUAUGGAAAUCAUCCCAAUAUUGUGACACUUUUUGGGGUUCACGAGGACAAUUCGUAUGUGUAUCUAGUCAUGGAGUUACUGAAGGGUGGUGAAUUGCUCGACAGGAUACUCACGAUACAGAGGAUGUCAGAGACGGAGGCGAGUGCUGUUUUGCGAACUGUCGUCUCAGCAGUGGCCUAUCUCCAUGAGCAUGGUGUCGUUCACAGGGAUUUGAAGCCAUCAAAUUUGCUAUAUGCUUCCGUACAACAAACCCCAGAAUCUCUCAAAUUGUGCGAUUUGGGAUUUGCCAAGCAACUCCGUGCUGACAAUGGUCUUCUCAUGACACCGUGCUAUACGGCCAAUUUUGUGGCACCCGAAGUGCUGAAGCGUCAGGGAUACGAUUUGGCGUGUGAUAUUUGGUCUCUGGGUGUCCUCCUCUAUAUUAUGCUGGAUGGAAAGACGCCCUUUGCCAGUACACCCAAUGAUUCACCUGAAAUGAUCCUUGCAAGAAUUGGUUCUGGACAAAUUGACACGGACAGUGGGAGAUGGAAAUCCAUUUCGCCAGAGGUGAAAGAGCUACUUCGGCAUAUGUUGCAUAUUGUACCACAAAAGAGACCGACAGCUGCGCAAAUUUUAAGGCAUUCCUGGCUGUGGCAACCGCCUCCGGAUCUCAAUAGACAGUCCACAGAUGUGCAGAAUAUUCAUCAUCAGCAGAAUCUGGCGACUGGAGUGGUGCCGGUGAGAGAUCAUACGGCUGCGCUGAGAGGAGCUGUGAAUGCUACCUUCAGGGCGAUUGCAUCUCCGCAGGCAGCCAAUGUGGGUCCUGUGGGAAUGUCGGAAUUAGCAAAACGGCGUGCCAGGGAUAAAUCAGCCAAUUCCCAUGUAUAAUUGUUUGUUUUGUCUCUGUCUUGUUGAUUGAUUUUUAAGUUGCCAUCUUCCCAAGAAAAAAAAAUAGUAAAUUGUUCAUAAUUAUUUUUUCCCCAACAUGUUAAUUUUUAUUUUUGAAGAAAAAAAAUCAAAUGUUAUUUUCUUGUGUAGUGCUAGAUUAUAAACAAAAAUAUUUAGGUGUAGUUUCUUUUGUACAAAACUCAAUUUGAGACGUUUUAGUCACUCAAUUUUAUUUCACAAACUUGUUAACUCCAAUGACAAAAAUAUAAUUAUUCCAAUUUAGUGAGCUAAUUAUCAACAUUCAUGAUGAAGAAUAAAAAAGAACUCUUAUUGCUAAACUUUUAGGACACUUUACGUUUGAAGGUGUUUCUUCUUCUUGAAAAACAACAACAACAAAAAGAGGUAAAAGGCGUACAUCUAAUCAUAUUUUAAGCCAUAUUUUUGAUGAUAAUUCACUUGCAAUGGUUAAUCGAUUGUAGAAUUAUGUUUAAUGAAAGUGUGAGAUAAAAAAGGCAUAAAAUUUUUACAGUUUUAAUUGUUAACAUAAGAAUGUAAAAUUAAUCAAUUAUUCUACUUGAGAUAUACAGAAAUGAAAGAAAAAAAACACUUUGCUUCCACUAAAGAGGACAUUUUAACUUUAUAUACGGACAAAUAGUGUAUCUUUUUUCUAUGUCGCUGCAGUAUUUUCAAAAAAACUGUUGCAAGCAAUUAUUGUGGCAAAAAAAAAUUGUGAGAAAAAGAUGCGAUGGUGUAACUGUACAAAGCCAGUGAAAAAGAAAAAGAGAAUUGCAGAUAUACAGGAAAAUAAAUUGUACUGAUGUCAGCAUUGUAUUUGAUGAGCGUGAAUAUCUUUAACAAGGAUUUAACUAAAUUAUUGUGACUUUCUCUAUACAGAAGCAUUAAAUGAAAUAUAAAUUUAUUCUAUGAGAACAUGAUA